UCCGAAACCAGAAUAACGGCGAAGGAAAGGGAUAUUUCCCAUCUGCGCUUGUUAUUUAUUAUUAUAUAUUUAUUUAUUUUUUUACAAUUUAGCAGAGGAUCAAAAGAGUAAAGCGGAAACCAGAACACAUCUCCUGGAAUUGCUACAGUCGCGUCAUUGUCGAAGAUGAUCCACAGUUUGUUCCUGGUGAACUCCACGGGAGACAUCUUCCUGGAGAAGCACUGGAAGAGCGUGGUGAGCCGCUCGGUGUGUGAUUACUUUUUCGAGGCGCAGGAGCGAGCCAGCGAGCCGGAGAACGUUCCCCCGGUGAUCCCGACGCCGCACCACUACCUCAUCAACGUGCUCCGACAUCGCAUCUACUUCGUGGCCGUGAUCCAGAGCGAGGUUCCUCCUCUGUUCGUCAUCGAGUUCCUGCAUCGCGUCGUCGACACAUUUCAGGACUAUUUCGGCGUCUGCACCGAGGCGGCUAUUAAAGACAACGUGGUGGUGGUGUACGAGCUCCUGGAGGAGAUGCUGGAUAACGGCUUCCCCCUGGCCACCGAGUCCAACAUCCUGAAAGAGCUGAUUAAACCUCCGACCAUCCUGCGCACCGUCGUCAACACCAUCACGGGAAGCACUAAUGUUGGAGAGCAGCUCCCCACAGGUCAACUCUCGGUGGUGCCAUGGCGACGCACAGGAGUCAAAUACACCAACAACGAGGCUUACUUCGAUGUGGUGGAAGAGAUCGACGCCAUCAUCGACAAAUCGGGCUCCACAAUCACGGCAGAGAUUCAGGGUGUGAUUGAUGCGUGUGUGAAGCUGACAGGAAUGCCGGAUCUCACGCUCUCCUUUAUGAAUCCUCGGCUGUUGGACGAUGUAAGUUUCCACCCGUGUGUCCGCUUUAAACGAUGGGAGGCCGAGCGUAUUCUGUCCUUCAUCCCGCCGGACGGAAACUUCCGGCUUCUCUCCUACCACGUCAGCUCUCAGAACCUGGUGGCCAUCCCGGUGUACGUCAAACACAACAUCUCGUUCCGCGAGGGUAGCUCUCAGGGCCGCUUCGACCUGACACUCGGCCCCAAACAGACCAUGGGGAAGGCCGUGGAGUCAGUGCUGGUGAGCAGUCAGCUCCCGCGCAGCGUCCUGAACGCCAGCCUCAACCCUACACAGGGCACCUACACCUUCGACCCUGUCACCAAGCUCCUGACGUGGGACGUAGGCAAGAUCAACCCUCAGAAGCUGCCCAGUCUGAAGGGCACCAUGUGUCUGCAGGCCGGAGCUUCCAAACCAGACGAGAAUCCAACCAUCAACAUCCAGUUUAAGAUCCAGCAGAUGGCCAUCUCAGGCCUGAAGGUAAAUCGGUUGGACAUGUACGGCGAGAAAUACAAACCGUUCAAAGGCAUCAAGUACAUGACCAAAGCGGGCAAAUUCCAGGUGCGGACCUAGAGACUGACCUCGUCUCCAGCUUCCUGCCGUCUCCAACGAGGGCAAACGCACAGCGGGAUGUUACAGCGUGUGUGUGUGUGUGUGUGUGUGUGUGAAGGGUUGGGGGGGAUCUGCAGGGGCUUGAAAACUGAGAACAUGUGGUUGAUUUUAGUAGGAAAAUAUUUUACAAAAUUUAAAGGAGUUCCCUGGUGGAAAAUGCCGAUAGUGCUGUGGGUUUAAACGUCGCUCCUGUACGCGACAGCAUUGUUAGCAUUCCUCAGGUUAAAAGUAUUCCUCGAAACGUAGCCGCUGAUAAAAGGAAGCAUGCAAGCUGUAAGUGUGUAAACAGUGUAAAGAACACACUCACCUUCCUAGCGUGUUUGUCCAGCAUAGAUGACAAUGUUUAUGAGAAAUCUAUCUAAUUUGCUCCGAUCAGUGCAUCGCGUUGUGUUACGACAUCCUUGUCUGUCUAAAUCAGUUUAUUUAUUUAUUUUACUUCAUGUUGGUUCAAACAUAUUUUCAAUCAUGGAAUUGUCUGUUUUAUUUAUUUAUUAAGUUUGAGAUUAAAGAUGGCAGCAGUACAUCUUAGUCCGGAUACAAACACGAAAGCUACGGUAGAGGUAAAAUGGCGGAAAAAAGAAAUUACACUCAGACGUUUACGGUUAGUCGAUGGAUGUCUGGUGCAUGUCGCCGUAACCCUGCCUCCUUAUUGAUCAUGCACUUAGCUCUCCAUUUUACUAAUGGCUUCACUGCUGAGACACUACCAUUACCAAGCCGGUAUCCUGGACUACAUUAUCAAAAGACCUUAUACAGUUUAUAGGCACAUCUGGACUGAUUUAUUACAAACAACGAACCACACACACACAUGCAGUGUAUACAGGUCCUCGAUCCAGAAUGUACUGUAUCUCUGAGGAGAAAAAAUAUCAUAACCACUAUUCACUGAUCGGUGAAGUUCAUUAAGGCCACAUGGACCAAUAAAAUACACUCUGAUUGUUGUUGUUUGUCACUGGAUGUUUUCUGUUUGCUGUGUUUGUUUUUCUUGUACUGUUUUUGCAGUGAUGCAGAAUAAAUGAUAAUAAAAAAAAAAGUCUGAACUUUUUUUUUAGCCUUCAGAUUUCUGUGAAGUGGCUUUCUUAUGGACACACAGCUGUUUGAGUUCACAUCACAUUGUGUGUGUGUAUGGAAAUGCCCUUACUUUCAUUAUUAAACAUGGCUAUGAUUUCUACCGUUGAUUUAUUCUGAUGCAACUUCCCCAAUUGUUUAAGUGAACUCAGAUCACGCUCAUUGUUUUUAUGACCGCAGUUCUUCCCUAAAGUUCACGGUUCAGCUUUGUCCUUCCAGGUUUUUAAUAAUGCGUUGGACACUUCUUCACUCAACUUCAGUCUCCAGCCAAUUGUUUUAUUUUCUUGAUGCAUGUAAUCAGUGACAACCCAUCAGUUCUGACUUGCAACAAAUAAAA
Molecule: messenger RNA, 2860 nt
Organism: Clarias gariepinus (North African catfish)
Lineage: Eukaryota; Metazoa; Chordata; Actinopteri; Siluriformes; Clariidae
Gene: ap3m2
Product: adaptor related protein complex 3 subunit mu 2
Exons: 9
Coding region: 166-1422 (418 amino acids)
Biological process (GO): endocytosis; intracellular protein transport
Cellular component (GO): cytoplasmic vesicle; clathrin adaptor complex
Source: RefSeq, a predicted model, not a curated record